AUGGUACUUUUUCAAAAUAGAAAAAUAUUUGGAAGUUUUAAAUAUACUCAUUUAAUAAAAAAUUAUUGCACACCCUUUCCAAUAUAUAACAUAAAUUAUAAAUUGAACAAGGUUAUUAACCAGUUCCAUACGAACAGUAAAAUAAAUAUAUGUCAAUAUAAAAAUAAUAGUAAUCAUUGGAUAUUUUUAAAAUGCAAUAAUCUUUUUAAAAGAUUUUAUAAUCCUAGAGCGAAUAUUAAUUGGACACUUAUUCGUUUUAGACAUAGAGUAUCGCAAUUAAGAAAAAAAAAAUUAAAAUAUAAAAAUCAUUCUAAAGUUGCUUUGCGUUUUCGUUUAACAAAGUUUGGAUGGGAAAGAUUGCAAUCUGGAAGAAAUGCUAGUAAGAAAAAUUUAUCAACCAAAAAAUAUUAUGAAAAAAUGAAAAUAAAGUAUGUUUCAAGAGAUGAUGUUAAAAAAUUCAAAUUUCAAAUGCCCAGUUAUGUAUUACGAAUAAGAGAUUCACCGGUUGACUAUAAUCCUAAUAUAAUGAGGGCUCGGAAAUUUUUACCUACACAUUUUGGUUAA
Messenger RNA from Plasmodium adleri (nom. inval.), 564 nucleotides. Its product is annotated as conserved Plasmodium protein, unknown function. The record is from RefSeq and is a predicted model, not a curated record. Lineage: Eukaryota; Apicomplexa; Aconoidasida; Haemosporida; Plasmodiidae. The coding region runs from base 1 to 564 and encodes 187 amino acids. The transcript has a single exon.